Molecule: messenger RNA, 3134 nt
Organism: Empidonax traillii (willow flycatcher)
Lineage: Eukaryota; Metazoa; Chordata; Aves; Passeriformes; Tyrannidae
Gene: KCNAB2
Product: potassium voltage-gated channel subfamily A regulatory beta subunit 2
Exons: 14
Coding region: 130-1326 (398 amino acids)
Biological process (GO): regulation of potassium ion transmembrane transport; transmembrane transport; potassium ion transport
Cellular component (GO): membrane; juxtaparanode region of axon; cytoplasm
Molecular function (GO): voltage-gated potassium channel activity; transmembrane transporter binding; potassium channel regulator activity
Source: RefSeq, a predicted model, not a curated record
GACGGGAGCUCCGCGCCCGCCGCCCCGCAGCCCCCCGCCGUCACGUUGGCGGCGCGCGGGAGGAGCUCCCGCCUCGCCCGGGGCGCCGGCUAAAUUUAGGCAGCUGGCGCUGCUGCCCGGCGGAGCAGCAUGCAGGUCUCCUUUGUGUGCUCCGAGCACAGCAUCAAGAGCCGGAGCGCGGAGGACCGGCUGAACCGACAGAAUGCCGGCAGCCCCAGCCUCGGCACCCGCGGCAAGUUCCGCGCCGUGGCCAUGGUGGCCCGCAGCCUGGGGCAGCUCUCGGUGCAGAACGCCCCCUCCUCCAGCGAGUCCAGCGUCAAGCACCCGGGGAUGAAAUACCGGAACCUUGGGAAGUCUGGACUGCGCGUGUCCUGCCUGGGCCUGGGGACAUGGGUGACUUUCGGAGGGCAGAUCACAGAUGAGAUGGCGGAGCAGCUGAUGACUUUAGCUUAUGACAACGGCAUUAAUCUCUUUGACACAGCAGAAGUCUACGCUGCUGGCAAGGCCGAGGUGGUGCUGGGGAACAUCAUCAAGAAAAAAGGGUGGAGACGGUCCAGCCUGGUCAUCACCACCAAAAUCUUCUGGGGAGGAAAGGCUGAGACAGAGAGGGGCCUGUCCCGAAAACACAUCAUAGAAGGUCUGAAGGCGUCGCUGGAGCGGCUGCAGCUGGAGUACGUGGACGUGGUGUUCGCCAACCGGCCCGACCCCAACACGCCGAUGGAAGAGACGGUGCGAGCCAUGACCCACGUCAUCAACCAGGGGAUGGCCAUGUACUGGGGGACCUCGCGCUGGAGCUCCAUGGAGAUCAUGGAGGCAUACUCGGUGGCCCGGCAGUUCAACCUGAUCCCGCCGAUCUGUGAGCAGGCCGAGUACCACAUGUUCCAGCGGGAAAAGGUGGAGGUGCAGCUGCCUGAGCUCUUCCACAAGAUAGGCGUCGGAGCCAUGACCUGGUCCCCACUGGCCUGUGGCAUCGUCUCGGGGAAGUAUGACGGGGGGAUUCCCCCCUACUCGCGUGCCUCGCUGAAGGGAUACCAGUGGCUGAAGGACAAGAUCCUGAGUGAGGAGGGCCGGCGGCAGCAGGCGAAGCUGAAGGAGCUGCAGGCCAUUGCCGAGCGCCUGGGCUGCACCUUGCCCCAGCUCGCCAUCGCCUGGUGCCUGCGCAACGAGGGUGUCAGCUCAGUCUUACUGGGAGCCUCCAAUGCUGACCAGCUGAUGGAGAAUAUUGGAGCAAUACAGGUCCUUCCAAAGCUGUCGUCUUCCAUCGUCCACGAGAUCGAUAGCAUCCUGGGCAACAAACCCUACAGCAAGAAGGACUACAGAUCCUAAGUGCGCCCGAGCGUGCCGCCUGCCGCGCAGCCCUCGCCGCCCGUUCGCUUGCUUACGCUUUGUUGGAGCAAAGUGGAGAGUGUGGUUUGCACCACGAGCGCCGAGAGCCAGCGCUCCUGCCCGCGCUGCCCCGGACACGGCGCCACGGCUGCUCGGCCUGGCUCUGGGGCACAGGGAUGGCCGGCGGGGCCCGCGGGACACGAGCCCCAGCCGCCCGGCCGCCCUGCCUGCAGCCGGAGCCGCCGCGGGGCCCGUUGCAUGCGUGGCUCCCGCCCCUGCGUUGCCGGAGGUGGCGGGCGCGGGGUGCACGCGGGUGCUGUAUGCCCACGAGGCUGACAACACGAAGCUGUUCCCCAGCCCUCGCCUCUGCCCUGCGCCGCCGGCACCGCCAGCCCGACACCAGCGUCGUGGGGCUGCGGUUCCUGGGGUGGGGGGCAGGAUGGGGUGGUGACAGGGAAGGGGUUUCCUGUGGGAGAAGCCCAGGGUGCCCCACUCGAGCGUGGGGCUGGGCUCUGCUGCAGGGAGGGGCCAGGCCAGGGGAGUGUGUGUGGGCGAGUGUGUGAGCGUGUGUGUGGACAGACACACGUGGAGACACGCAGGGACAUGGACAUACAGACGUACAUUUGCAAGCAGCAGCUGUGGAGGUGAACACGGCCCACAGGCACCUUCAGAUGUAUCUGCACGAAGCUACUGAAAUACAGGGGCCUCUAUACACACACCCACACCCACUCAUGACAGGUGUGUGUACACACACACACAGGUAGGUAUGUAUGUAUAUAGAUAUGUAUAUAGAUAUGUACAUAUGUGUCUGAAAAUUACAUAUAAAAUGUACACAAACACCCACGCAGACAGACACGUGUACUUGUGUAUAUACAGACAUACAUAGCUCGAUGUAUAGAUCAAUAUAUGUAACUUAAAGAUGUGUACACAUCCAUGUAAAUAUAUUGCUGUAGCAGCAUCCACGUUUGUAUGGAUAUAUGCACACAUAUGAAAAUUACAGAUGCGUACAUAAAUGUGUAUAUGCAGAUAUAUGCGUAGAUAUAUCUAUACCCAUACCCAACUCCAUAACUAAUACUCAUCUUUCUAUAAAUAUAUGCUGUCUAUAUAUGUGGAAACAGAUAUUUGUGAUUUAGAUAUAGCUAUAUAUAUAUAUAGCUAUAUAUAGAUACAUAUGAUAUAGAUAUGAUAUAUAGCUAUCUGAGAUACAGCUAUAGCUAUGUAUAUCUAUCUCUUUAUAGCUCUUUGUGUACUCUGUGCAGAACAUUUUUGCCAAUACCUAUAUCUAUCCACAUACAUAUAGACACAGAGAGUUCCAUCUAUCUGUGCACACACAAAUAUAAAAACUAAAUGUAUGUGCAAGCCCUCAGCUCUGUGCACAGUGUGUGUGUUUCUCCACUGCCUGUGUAGCCAUGGCUGCACCUACAAGCCCCCCAUAAAUGUGUGUGUGUGCAUGCAAACACAGAGGGUCUCUCCCAACCCACACAGGACAUCAGAGCUCUCCCUCUCAUCAUGGCUGGGGUCUGUAUGCACACCCCUGCCCCAUACACCCUUAACACCUUUGGGGAUGUGGAUUUACCUGCAGCUGUACCCACACACCUUUAUUUAUACAUCUGUCUACAGAACUGCACUGAUGGUUUUGUGCAACAAACACACUCAUGUGUGAAAUCACAAAUACAAAUGUGUAUCUGUGUAGAUACAAAUGUGUAUCUCUGUAUACACGUGUGUGCUAUCUCUAUCUAGUACAAUCUAUAUACCCCUAGCUGUAUCUAUAUCUACCCCUCUGUAUAAAUAUAUAAAAAUUACAAAUA